GUGUUGGUGUUACUGCUGCUACCUGAGGUGAUGGGCGAGGCAUCUAUUGGUAAAUGCCCCAUCAUCCACCCUCUUCCUAUUUUUCACAAGUAUUAUCAGUCAGGCAGCCUCAUCAUUGCUGGCAUUAUGUCUCAGAUCUUCAUCUCAUCUAAUCAAAUAACAUUCCAAAACCAUCCCUCUCAGGAACUCAUUGAUGAACUCAUUCAUUUCAGUUCAAGCUGGACUUACCUUGCUGCAAUGGAACUUAUCUCUACAUGGGGGAGAUUCUUCCCUAACUACAAGUGUGAUAUUGAGAACAAUGUGAUAGCAGUCAUUGGGGGACCUAACUCUAAUAUAUGUUUCUACAUGACUACCACCCUGGGCAUCUACAAAGUUCCACAGCUCCCAUAUAACUCUGCUCCAUUGAUGAAUUGUAAUAGCGAAGAAGCUUUCUUUCACUGGAUGUUUCCUCAUAGGACCCAUCAAUAUGCAGGAAUUCUAGAAUUACUGGUGUAUUUUAAGUGGACAUGGAUUGGGGUACUUUACAUUGAUGAUGAUAAUGGAGAAGCGUUUGUACAGACUGUCCUUCCCAUGUAUUCCCGCAGAGGUAUCUGCUUUGACUUUAUAGAAAUAUUCCUACAGCUAACCUUUUCCAGUCACAUAGAUAAAAUGAUAGCAAAAGUGUAUGAAAAAAUCCAUAUUGUCAUGGGAAGCACUGCUAAUGUAGCCAUUGUAUAUGGUGAAAUUCAAUCAAUGAUGUUUUUGAGAGCAUUGCUUGAAAUUUCAACAUUUGAGGAGAUAUCAGGCAAGUCCAAAGUGUGGAUUAUGACAGCCCAGAUGGAUUUCACAUCACUUCCACUUCAAAGAAGCUGGGACCUAGACUUCCUACAUGGUGCUUUAUCUUUUGCAAUUCAAACUAAGAAUGUAAUAGGAUUUCAGAAGUUUGUUUGGAUGAGAAACCCUACCUCAGAAAAAGACGAUGGAUUUAUCAAGGUGUUCUGGCAAGAGGCAUUUCUCUGUUCAUUCCCCACUUCUGAGGUUGAUGAUGAAAGAAGGAAAAUCUGCACUGGGGAGGAGAAGCUGGAGACUCUUCCUGGGUCUGUUUUUGAAAUGAGCAUGACUGGCCACAGCUACAGCAUCUACAAUGCUGUCUAUGUUGUGGCACAUGCAUUAGAUGCCAUGCAUUCAUCCAAAUUUAAACACAGAGGAUUGUUGGACAGAAGGAGACAGAAGCUUCUAAAUCAUCAGUUGUGGCAGCUCCAUCACUUUCUGAGAAGGGUCUCAUUUAACAACAGUGCUGGGGAACAUGUUUGCUUUGAUGAGAAUGGAGAAUUAGAAGCCGGAUUUGAUAUUAUCAACUGGGUCACAUUCCCAAAUCAGUCCUUUAUGAGAGUAAAAGUGGGAAGGAUAGACCCCAAAGCUUCCUCCCACAAAGUGUUCACUAUUUAUGAAGAUGUCAUUGUGUGGCCCAGCAGGUUUAACCAGGCACGGCCCCUUUCUGUUUGUAAUGUCAAUUGUCCUCCAGGAUAUCGGAAGACCAUGAAGGAAGGGGAGCAAUUUUGUUGCUAUGACUGUCUUGCAUGUCCAGAAGGGAAAAUCUCAAAACAGAAGGAUAUGGAAGAUUGCUUUCAAUGUCCAGAAGAUCAUUUUCCAAACAAGGAUCAAGAUUUCUGCAUUCCAAAAGUAAUAAGCUUCCUGUCCUAUGAAGAACCUUUGGGGAUCAGUUUGGCUCUUUGUGCUUUCUCAUUUUCGUGCAUCACAGCUUUAAUUUUGGGAAUAUUCAUGAAGUACCACAACACACCCAUUGUCAAAGCUAACAACCGGAGUCUCUCCUACACUCUUCUGCUCUGUCUUCUACUGUGCUUUCUUUGCGGCUUGCUAUUCAUUGGCCAGCCUGAGAAGGUGACCUGUCUCCUCCAACAAACUGCUUUUGGCAUCAUUUUCUCAAUGGCUAUUUCAUGUGUGCUGGCAAAAACCACCAUGGUUGUUCUAGCUUUCAGGGCUAACAAGCCAGGGUCCAAGAUGCAGAAAUGUGCGGGCAGAAGGCUAGUAAUCGCCAUUGUACUUUCAGGAUCCUUUAUUCAAGCCACUAUUUGUACUUUGUGGCUGGGAACUUCUCCCCCUUUCCCAGAUCGUGACAUGCACUCUGUAACUGGGGAAAUCAUUGUAAAAUGUAAUGAAGGUUCAGUUGAAAUGCUUUAUUGUGUCCUGGGUUAUAUGGGGAUCCUGGCCAGUGUCAGUUUUACUAUGGCUUUCCUUGCCAGGAAGUUACCAGACAGCUUUAAUGAAGCGAAGUUUAUCACCUUCAGCAUGUUGUUGUUCUGCAGUGUUUGGAUGUCCUUUGUUCCAACCUACUUGAGCACCAAAGGGAAAUACAUGGUGGCUGUGGAGGUUUUUUCCAUCUUGGCCUCCAGUGCUGGGUUAUUAGGCUCUAUCUUUUUCCCUAAAUGCUACAUUAUUGUGUUGAGGUCUGAUCUGAACAAAAGAGAACAGCUAAUAAGGAGAAAUGUAUGA
Molecule: messenger RNA, 2493 nt
Organism: Hemicordylus capensis (graceful crag lizard)
Lineage: Eukaryota; Metazoa; Chordata; Lepidosauria; Squamata; Cordylidae
Product: vomeronasal type-2 receptor 26-like
Exons: 6
Coding region: 31-2493 (820 amino acids)
Biological process (GO): G protein-coupled receptor signaling pathway
Cellular component (GO): membrane
Molecular function (GO): G protein-coupled receptor activity
Source: RefSeq, a predicted model, not a curated record